CAUAUCGUCACACAGUGUCCUCUCACAAUCGAAUCCACCCAAUCUUUAAAACAUCAUGUACGCCGGUGGCGGAGCGAACGAGGGCGAUCACCACAGCGCAGCCAACGCGCCCUUCUCAAGCGCUGCGGCGGAGGCGAACGACCUGGAUGCGCUGGUGUUCGAGUUCGGCACGUCGCGCUGCAAAUUUGGCUACGCGGGCGAGGACUUCCCACGUGUGUACGAGCGUCCCGUACCACACGACGAAGUACAGGACGACGCGGAAUUAGGACGGCGUCUGAACCGCAGGUCGGCGCAGGUCGAGAGUGACCCGGAGAAAUUGGCUCAAUGGCUGUUUGAUGCCAGCAGCUCCAGGCUACAGACAAGACUAAGCGAGCAUCCAUUGUUACUGGUGGAGAGACCCUUCACCCUGCCUGAAGAAAUCACGGGAGAUGCAGGACAGGCGCAGGACGAACAGGAAGACGCAGGAUCUAGAUCCACCGAGACCAAAACGGUACAGGCCAGCAGCGCCAGCAAGAAGAGGGACCUAAAGGCCAGAGAACAGAUGGUGGAGGUCGUGAUGGAGGAGCUGGGCGUGCCUGCGCUCUUCUGUGCCAAGAGCGCCGUCCUAGCCUGUUAUGCCAACGCUAGGACCAGCGGCCUGGUGGUGGAGAUGGGUGCUACGUAUACUAGCGUCACCUCGGUACAUGAGGGUUACGCAUUUGCGUACCCCAAGAGUCAAGUGACUCUGUUUGGCGGUCAUGAUUUAGACGCCUUUUUAAGAACCAAACUGGCACCACAAGUUUCUAAAACUUUAGAACAAAAACUGGCGACGUCGACAGAGGCGGAAAUUGCUAAACGGAAGAAACAGACGUGGUCUUACGUGGUGGAAGCCAAGGAGAGCGGACUGUGCCGUGUGGCGGACGGACCGUUCGAUGAGGCGCAGAACGCACAAUUGCCUUUGAUCAACUACGAAUUACCGGAUAAGACCAUUGUGUCUUUGGGCACUGAGCGAUUCAGUGUAGCGGAACAUUAUUUCAUGGGGGAAACGGUGCCCCGUACUGCGGACGGCUCGGACAGCAGUAAGCCGGUGAAUGAAGGCCCGGGUAUGAGACUUCCGGAAUUAAUCUGCGAGACUGGUGGCCUUACGACAGAAACGGAGCUAAGAAAGGAAUUGUUCCAGAAUAUUGUUCUGACUGGAGGAAGUUCGUGCUUCGAGAACAUGCCGACGAGGAUUGAACGUGAGGUAGUGACUACGUUGAGUGGGAUGCCACUGCCGCUUACAGGUUCUGGUAGCAAUGGGGCAGCCGGCGGAUAUACCAGCAGCUUACGUGUGAAGGUGGUAGCAGCUCAUCCGCAAGAACGUCGCGUGGGCGCCUUCCUAGGUGGCUCCAUCUUGGCAUCGUUGGGGUCUUUCCACGAGAUGUGGAUGUCUAAAGCCGAAUAUGCUGAGCACGGUGCUACUCUUAUUCACAAGAAAUGCCCGUAGAUUUCGCUAAUGUCAGUUUGCUAUUGCUUUUUACGUGCUCUUUUGCAAAUUGGCUUUUAGAAUGGUUAAAUUGAGGUGUCAGCAAUCGGAUUCCUAAAUCUGCUUACAAAAACCAAAUUAUGAUAUGUUGUGAACAUUACCC
This is a messenger RNA of Phytophthora nicotianae INRA-310, 1607 nucleotides long. RefSeq lists its product as hypothetical. The transcript has a single exon. Gene Ontology annotation, molecular function: chromatin binding. The coding region runs from base 56 to 1465 and encodes 469 amino acids. Gene Ontology annotation, biological process: regulation of transcription by RNA polymerase II. NCBI's taxonomy places the organism in Eukaryota, Oomycota, Peronosporomycetes, Peronosporales, Peronosporaceae. The record is from RefSeq and is a predicted model, not a curated record. Gene Ontology annotation, cellular component: SWI/SNF complex; NuA4 histone acetyltransferase complex.